Xenopus laevis (African clawed frog) is the source of this 3930-nucleotide messenger RNA. It is a transcript of the gene smap1.L, whose product is annotated as small ArfGAP 1 L homeolog. The transcript is spliced from 12 exons. Bases 469 to 1884 code for a protein of 471 amino acids. Gene Ontology annotation, biological process: regulation of clathrin-dependent endocytosis. Lineage: Eukaryota; Metazoa; Chordata; Amphibia; Anura; Pipidae. The record is from RefSeq and is a predicted model, not a curated record. Gene Ontology annotation, cellular component: cytoplasm. Gene Ontology annotation, molecular function: GTPase activator activity; metal ion binding.
UGGGACGGUAGUGGUUUGUCACUGAAUUCUAUUUGACAGCUCAUAGGAGGGGAAGAGUGCGUCAGUGAAGUGAAUGUUCCCGGAAGUGUCGUGUGUUCAAGCUAGGAGUGAAAGGAGGGAGAGCAGAACCCUGACUGGAUACCUCUGGCGAUACAGAAAUAGCGCUGAACCCAGCCUUCUGCCCUUGAGUGGACAUUUAUCCACCUUCUUAUGUAGUUCAGUGAGCUGCCAGGUGCAGGCACCAGCAUACAAAUAGGGGCCUCUAUUAGUCAUUGUGUAGUCUCCAUCACUCGCUAUCUGUAUUUAUGUACAUAUCCAUAUACUGACUUACAAGGGUUGGACAAGCCUGUGUUUCGUAUUUAUACCCCGUCUGAGAGCCAGAGAAAGCGUUGGAUUUGUAUUGUUUCAUCACUAGAGUCCCUUGGCUAGCCCUGUAUAGGUGUGAGUGCUUGCUUAGCAAUAGUAGAUAUGACAACCCGUUCAGAAAGGGAAAAGGCUCAGAAGCUGAAUGAGCAGCAUCAGGCCAUCUUGUCCCGGAUGCUUCGGGAGGAAGACAACAAGUAUUGUGCUGACUGUGAAGCAAAAGGUCCUAGGUGGGCUUCCUGGAACCUAGGAGUUUUUAUGUGCAUUCGUUGUGCUGGAAUUCAUAGAAACCUUGGAGUUCAUAUAUCAAGAGUGAAAUCUGUUAAUUUGGAUCAAUGGACUCCAGAACAAAUUCAGUGCAUGCAGGAUAUGGGAAAUACAAAGGCAAGACGUAUAUACGAAGCUAAUCUGCCAGAAAACUUCCGAAGACCUCAGACUGAUCAAUCUGUUGAAUUCUUUAUCAGGGAUAAAUAUGAAAGAAAGAAAUAUUAUGACAAAAAUGCCACUGUUUCUGGAACUACGUCGUCUUCUGAUGCUGUGCAGCCCUCGGCAUCCUCUCCUUCUCUGCAAUCUGCUGCCGAGAAAAACAAAUUGGAGAAAGAAAAGGACAAGAAAAAGGAGGAAAGGAGAAAAGAGAGAGAACCUGAAAAAAUGGUUAAACCUGUUGGAGCUGAUAAGGUGUUGAAAAAGGAAUUGCCAUUAGAGGUUAAAGCCAGCCCAAAGAAGUCUCCUGAACUGACCGUUGAUCUGCUGGGGCUUGAUGCUCCGGUCGAAGCCCCUGCUUUAAAUGGAAAUACAUCUGCUAUAGCGGCAGUAAAUGAUGACUUAGAUAUAUUUGGUCCAAUGGUCUCUAACCCCAUUCCUGUUUCAGCUGCUCCUCCAACACAGGUCACUUCUACCAACCCUGCAAGUAGCACUGUAUCUUCGUCAUCUGGCGACCUGGAUUUGUUUACAGAUCAGACAACAAAAACUGAAGACACCCAAAAAAAGCCAUUGUCUAAAGACUCCAUCUUGUCUCUUUAUGGCACAGCAAAUAUGCAGCAGCAAAACACUACAGGGAUGUUCAUGGGUUCUUCACCUAUGCCAUACUCAGCACAACCAUCUGCCAGUUUCCAAGCCUUUCCCUCCAUGGGGGUUCCUAUUGCUGCUGGUGGUAUAAUGGGAAAUAUGAUGGGACCAUCAGUACCAGGCAUGGGACAGAAUGCUGGAAUGAUGGUAGGAAUGGGUAUGCCUAAUGGCUUUGUGGCAAAUGCCCCAGCUGGUGUUAUGGGACUUCCACCAUCUAUGAUUGGACCGCAAGCUGGAAUGGUGGGAAAUAUGGCCACACCACCAAAUAAGUUUGGCAUGCCUCAGACUCAACCAUCCCCUUGGAAUCUUUCUCAGAUGAAUCAGCAGAUGAGUGGACUUAACAUUAAUGGAGCAAGCAAUAUGAUGACUUUUGGUCCACCAGCUAACACUGUAGGAGGAGGAUGGGCUGGUAAUUCCACUGGUCAGACUCUAAGCACACAACUGUGGAAAUGAAAGUAACUACUGAGACUUCAUGGACUUUCAUCCAACAUUCCUGGCUUUGAUGCACACAAUUCUUUGUUUUACCCAUGUAUAUAUUAAUUUGCUUUCUCUUUCCAGACGGUGAUAUAAAAAAAAAAGAGAGACCUAUUUCAACAGACCUCUUUAGUUUGCGUUGAUUGAAUCUGAUUGUGGUGAAAAGCAGUUCUAGGAUACAUUUACAUAUCACUGGAAACAAUGUUCUGUUGAUUUCACAUCUAAUAUCUAAGGAAGCUGCUUAACCUACAUAUCUGGUUAAUAUUGAUCAAAAUUACUUUUAUUACAUAUAAGGGACUGAACCAUGUCACUAUUAUCAUAGUAAAAAAAAUAAUUCUUUAUUCUUUCUCACUUAUUACUUCAAUUUAUAUUGUAUCUGGAUUUUAUUUUAUUCUUCAGACUGAGUGUAAAUGUAUCAUUGAACAACAUACUCGUUAAGCUGUUCAUUUACAAAUAACUGUGAUGUUGUUAUGGUGUGCUAAGCUAAGCACCACAAUUCAGGAGGGAGUAUAAGCCUGGAUGCUACGAUAGCUGUUUUCUAUUUCAUACAUUCUAAUUGGCCAGUCUAAUUUAUCCUAAAAGGAUUUAUCGACAUAAUUGUGCAUAUAGUAUGCACGUAGAGGAUUGUUAUGAAUAUCCCUGAUGGGCUAAGUGUUUUUCUUCCUGUAAUGUACAUCCAGGUUUAUAACCUUCAUUGUGUUUACAUUUUAAGGUGCCUAGUAUUAAUGAGAUUACCCCUGUAUUAAAUCAGAAAAAUCACAGAAUGUUUGUAUUUUAUGUAGCCUCUGGUUUAUUACCUAUUUCUGACAAGGAAACAAGUUACAAUGUAUGCUGUACUUUUGUGAGUGUAUUGUUCUGCAAUAUUAGCUUAUGGAACCUGUACUCUCAGUAGGUAGAGCCUUGAUGUAAACAGACAGAAGCAUCAAGAAAAUAACGCUGUUUUCCUGAAGGAAACUUUGCAGUGGAAAGAGGAGAGGUGUGGCACAUGCAUACAGCGUUCCAAGGACCAUGACAUUUAAAUGAAGUCUUAAAAGUUCCACAUAGGGUUGUUCUGUUCAUUUGAAGCUUUAAUUCAAGUUCAGCAAAUGAUCACAGGGUAAAGAAUCUUCACAAUCACUGGUUUUGUGUCCAUUGCAAAAGUUUAGGGCAUCCUAACACGAAUUGGCCUUGAUCAUACCUCAAUUUUAAUUGUAUCCUGAGGAUGUUUGGGCUCAUUGGCCAAAUUGACCUUCUCUGUUCUGGUGUGCCACACAAGGACCUGCAACAGAAUAGUACAACUCCGUUAUUUAUUUUUAAGAUUUUGCAAGUAGAACAUCAUUAUUGGAUAUUGUUACUGGUGCUGUCCACUGCAAAGUCAUUUUAGCAAUUAUUUAAAAAUGUACUGUAUUUUAUUGUAGAAAGGGGUAAAUCACAGGUGACUCAAUGUUAGAAUGUCUAAUUUGGAACAAGUUCUUUUUCCCAUUAUUCCUGUAUAGUACAUUGUGCAGUGACUAAUGAUUUUAUUAAUGUAAUGCCCCUUUAAGUAACAUGAUGAGGAAAAAAAAUGUUUCUCUUCAAAAUGAUUGCUGCGGUAUUCUGCAUUUCUUUAUUCUGUGCACAAUCACAUCCUAAAAGUGGCAGCUCAUAUACCAUCAAUAUGCCUCCCCAUGACUGUUGAAUUGUAAUGGUUUUAAUUUCCAUUUAUACUUCCUUUUUUACCAUUUUAUUUUGCUUUAUUAUUUACACCAUUGAAUUUGUGACCAUUCUAAAAAAAGAAAAACAAGGACAAGAUUGAAGAGUAGAAACAUGUUGAUUUUAUUCCCCCCCCCCCCACUGAUAUGAUAUAUACACAGCAUUAAGAGUUGCUUCACCUAGGCUUGUGGAUUUGUGCCUGGUCCAAAUGGCUAUGAAACUAGUGCAGACAUACUGCCAGGAUUAAACGUUAUUAAAUAAGUGUAUUUUAUCUUCCCUUUGACAGUUCUAAGGACUGAAUGUAGUAUUAUAUAAAAUGGUAAACAAGUUAUGAAAAAUAAAAAUUCUGUUGCA